AUGGCUGUGUUCUGCGCGUACGAGGCGACCUUUAUCUCGAUCAAGCAGCCGAAGCAAGAACCUCGAUCCAAGAGCGCGGGAGCAAAUGUGCCGCGACAACCUUGCCCUGACAGAUCCUACGUGGAGAGCUUGGAGGAGCGUGCCUCGGCCCUGGCUUUUCUGGAGUCAGAGCGGUCAGAGCAGUCAGAGGGCAGUGCCGGACACCCGGAGCUCUGCUUCAAGCCCUGCCUGUACUUGGCCUACGGUUCCGGUGCGUGUCCCAGGCGCAGUUCCUGCAGCUUCUGCCACCUGCCUCACCCAAAGCGAGCCGCGAGCUGCUCAGGCAGCUGGGCGAGGCGGAUCUUCUGGCAUUGGUACUCCCACACCUGCGUGCCAAGAAGAUCCCAGGCGCAGACCGCGUACUGGGCCUCAUGGAGGCUCACCUGGCAUCUCUCCCCGCCUCCAAUGCGCUGA
Messenger RNA from Effrenium voratum, 453 nucleotides. Lineage: Eukaryota; Dinophyceae; Suessiales; Symbiodiniaceae. The record is from the annotation of a GenBank genome assembly.